AUGACACGAAAAGAUCAUCAUGUGGUCGCCAACGAUUCGAUGUGGCAUUGCGCGUCGCCGAGCACGACGUCGAGCUCAGCGGCCAAGUCGGACAAUCAAAAUUGGCAACACGUCAAAGUGAGGCCCGUCGCCGAUGAGAACGACGUCGAGCAGACGAGAAUGUCGGUCGGCAGCUCAUUCGUCGAGCAUCACCUAACACGCGAGCAACUCAAAGACGUCUAUCCCGAUUCGUUCAUCCAUCCCGAAUUUGCCGAUCGAAGCGACGGAUUGCAUUCAGAAGAGGCCAAAAAACGCCUCAAAGACGGCGGCCUGAAUCACAUCGAUCCGCCGCGAGAGGGCAGCGUGUUCGCGUUCCUCGUCUCGCAAUUCCAUUUCAAAUUCUGGGUGCUUCUCAUCGGCGCCUCGAUUCUCUCGAUUAUGACAUAUUUCAUUCAUAUGGCGCGCGGGUUCAACGAGCCGCUCAACAUCGUGUGCGCCGCGAUUCUCCUAUGCGUCGUCUACAUCAUGUGCACGCUGAGCUAUUGGCAGCAGUCGAAGGCGAAAAAAGUGGUGCGCCAGAAUCGACAAAUGAUGCCGGCGAUGGCGGUGGUGAUACGCGAUUGCGAGGAGCAGGAGGUCAAAGCCGAUGAGCUCGUUGUUGGCGACCUGGUGCUGUUGCGAGCCGGCUACACCGUUCCGGCUGAUAUGCGACUAUUGCAGGCGAAUUCGUUGCUCAUUGGAAGCGGGGAAGUCACAGGCCAUCGAACUGUAAAAGAGUACCACGCGGAGGCGGUCAGCCAAGAAACAUCGGUGUUCGACGCCUGCAAUGUCGCAUUUAUGGGCUCGUAUUGCACCGAAGGCGAAGGCAUCGGCCUAGUGAUUCGAACCGGCAAAUAUACGGUGAUGGGCGCAAUUGCCCGAUUGCACCAUCACAUUCCGCCGCCAAGCGGAAAAUUGCAUCGCGAGCUUCACAACUUCUCAACAUUCAUCCUAUGUGUGGCAAUCACGAUGGCGACACUCGUCUUCCUCAUCGGCUGCAUUGUAGCAAGAUUCGAGAACAUCCUCGACCAUUUCAUCGUCGGCUUCGUCGUCAUCAUCGUGGCGAAUGUGCCGCAAGGCCUACCGGCGACCGUCAUGUCGCAAUUGAGGAUCAUCGCGAGGCGAAUGGCGCAAAAGAAUAUUCACAUCAAGAAAUUGGAGUUGAUCGACGAGCUCGGCGCCGCCACCGUGAUUUGCGCCGACAAAUCGGGCACGCUGACGAAAAACAAAAUGGUCGUGUCGGACUUGUGGUUCAAUUCGCGUCUCGUCACCGGCGCCGCCGUCGACAUGAAGCAUCCGCAUUUGAGGGCGAUGAAGUCGUCGAUGAAGUCGCCCGAGCGACUCGAGGAGCCGCUUCCCGACAUUCUCACCGUGAUGUCGGUGUGCAACAACGCGCAAUUCGAGAAUGUUCGCCGCAACAUGCGGCGAGUUUCAACCAUGCGCGAAUUGCAAAAGAGCGCUUCCGAGGCGAUGCUCAGCGCGCACAUGAAGAAGAAGUUCACCGUCGUCGACACACGAACCGGUCAGGUGUCGGAAACCGGCUGCGGACGCGAAAACUCGAGCCAACUCUCAUUGUCGACGAUCAACGAGGAGGGCCGCCAUCGGAAGUCGCGCAAAAACGAGAUUUUCGGCGUUCCGUCCGACGUGGCCCUCAUACAGUACGUCGAGUUGAGCGUCAGCGUCGAGCGGAUCCGCAAAGGCUAUCAGACAGUCUACGAGGUUCCGUUCAACUCGGUCCGUCGAUGUCAGAUCGUCGUGUCGAGGGUUGUCGAGGAGGAUUUGCCGCAAACCGCCGAGAAGCUCACGCCGCCAGGAGAGAAUGAAGCGCGAUUCGUCGUGUUCGCCAAAGGCGCUCCAGAAGUGAUACUCGGCAUGUGCUCGCGCGUCGUUCACGGCAAAGACAUUCGCGACAUCGACGACGACUAUCGAAAUGAGUGCCAGGCGGCUUGGGAGAUGCUGGGCAACGAGGGCCGUCGCGUCAUCGCGUUCGCGAAACGCCAUUUCAACGCCAACGAGAGCACGAGGUUCGGCAACAACGGAAAACACGACUAUCCGCGCGAUUUGGUGUUCCUCGGCAUGGCGGCCAUCAUGGACCCACCAAGGCCUGAAACCUCGGCAGCCAUCGAGCAGUGCAAAAUCGCCGGCGUCAAGGUCUUCAUGAUAACCGGCGACCAUCCAACAACAGCAUCAGCGAUCGCCCGCCAAAUCGGACUCAUCGGACCAUCACCACCGGUAGGAGAGGGCCCAUUGAAAUAA
Messenger RNA from Caenorhabditis bovis, 2274 nucleotides. The record is from the annotation of a GenBank genome assembly. NCBI's taxonomy places the organism in Eukaryota, Metazoa, Nematoda, Chromadorea, Rhabditida, Rhabditidae.